Babesia bovis T2Bo is the source of this 2116-nucleotide messenger RNA. RefSeq lists its product as uncharacterized. The record is from RefSeq and is a predicted model, not a curated record. Gene Ontology annotation, biological process: endosome to lysosome transport; regulation of autophagosome maturation; endosomal transport. Gene Ontology annotation, cellular component: endolysosome membrane; late endosome. The transcript has 7 exons. Bases 56 to 1981 code for a protein of 641 amino acids. NCBI's taxonomy places the organism in Eukaryota, Apicomplexa, Aconoidasida, Piroplasmida, Babesiidae.
CCAUAUGGACUGUAUGUAGUUUUAAGUGGCAUACAGCAGCGACGAAAACUUAAGGAUGCACGAAGAUGUAGUCGCAGAGAAUGAUAUCACGACAAAUCUUGAAAGAUUGAGGUCACUUCACCGCAAUGCUCUCAACCGGCAGGCAGCCAGAAAGGCAACAUGCCCAGAGGUUGUCGCUGCGUUGAAACAGCUACCCGAGCUGCUAAUUUGGGGAGACAGAAAUGACUGUGAUGUCAUGUUCGAGUACUUUUGUGAGUCCCGUAUGAUGGAAUUUCUUACUGCUGAGUUGCCAAUGACACCAGUAAAAGUGGUGAGAAUCCAACUUCUGCAGACGCUGUCCAUGCUGGUACACAAUAUAAACAACGAACGGAUGUUGUACUAUAUGCUUUCGAACAACUACAUGAACAAUUUAGUUACCAACCGAAACAUUUACGCUUCCGAUGAAGUUAGCAGUUGGACGGUGUCUUUAUUAAAGACCCUAAGCAGCUUGAUUAAUGGUACCACCAUCAAGUUUUUCUUUCACGAGGGUAAUACUGACUUCCCGCUGUUGGAGGGAGCCCUGAAGUUUCUGUCUAGCAGUGACAGUAUCAAGCGUGCCCAUGCAAUGACUAUUGUUUUGAGUAUUCUAAGGUUAAACGACCCGUCAGUUAACCUCUAUGUGGUAUCCCAGUCACGAGUAAUCAUGCAACUCACGGGCUUCCUGAGACACACUUGGCGUAGACUUGAUAGGCACCUUCACGUUGAUUCCAAUGAGUUGACCGAUAAAUCAGGUUACAUUGACACAGCUAUAGUACAAUGUGAUGACGCAUUCCAGUUUUUGCAGGAUAUUCUGGAUCUCGGAAACCCAGAGAUCUCUGAGGCGCUGACGCAACAUAUGUUAGCCCACUGUCUCUUUCCAUUGUUAGGCUCACUGCUGUCAGCUGUGGAGUGGGAAGUAACUGCCCUUGUACCAGUAACCCUACCACAGGAAUUGCAGGAUAUUUCCAUCCUUUACAAAAUAUACCAACAGCUGCUAAUGCAUAGCGGGCUUAUGAGUAUAUACGCAAGGAACAAAAGCGAGUUUUUUGGCGCUCCCAUUUCGCGCGAUGACUGUACAAAUGACGUGACAGAGUCUCGUAGACUAUCUUACUUCCUAUUGGUACACCACCUAUGCUCAAUGGGUAAGGGACCAUUGAAGCGAUAUAUUUUAUUACUUCUGCAAUGCCCAUUUAUCCCCCGUAAUGUGCUGGAGCAUCUGUGUCAUUGCACUAAACAGAGUUCAGAUUACGCAAGCAGUUGCGAACCCAUUGAUACUUCGUUAUCCAUAUUUACAUCCAUGCAAGCAUGGGACCACUAUGUUUUUGGCGAUGAAAGUAACGAUUCUCUAUCGGAAAAUAUGGAUAUUUCGGACAAUGACUAUCUGCUGAAUAUUAUAAUGGCCGAAUUUAUUCGAUUGGCCGUAUGUGAGCUUCCGAAGAGUGAUACGAAACUGAAGCUGCUGCUAAAUGUCAUAAGGCACUCACAGAUUAAUCCCACUUCACCACUGGAACGUUUCGUUGCCAGUUUAACUAUCCUACAGUCGCUAAAUGUAGCAACGCGUUGGGUUGGUGAAGUUACUCUUAGACUUCCUGUAUUACGCCUCAUGUGUUGCGUGGUUAAGAACGGCGUAAACAUGUUAAAGGAACAUAAUGCUGAUGAAAUGCCACGCAUAGUGGAUGAAAUAUGGUUUCAUCUAGAAGCAGGAUACAAUAUGGUCACAACGCUAGUAGAAAGCGAGAUGGCAGUUGCAACACCAAGGCAUACUGAGGUGUUUCGGGAGGAGUGGUCUCGGCCUAGUGACUUGGAAAGUGGUUGUUCAACUGACAUAUCUAAGGAUCCUCUGGGUGAGCUUGAUUCAGUGGAUACAUCAGAUCCCCUCUCAAUAUUCCUCCGGCACGUUAAGGCAGCGAAUCUACUUAGACAGUGCUUACAGGACCUGGAACUAUGGAACAAACCGAGAUGAACCAACUGUUUCACGCUAUUGUUUGCACCAUCACCAUGGAAAGGAAGUAGGUAACCUGGAGCUCAUAGUCAAAGCUCCCCAACACGGAGAUUAUAUGUUCCAGAAGUACAGAUAUUUUGCUUCAAUAAGCCUAUU